GAAAACCCCUCUCUCCGAGUCGCUUUCUUACGGCGCGCCAGUCUCUCGGUACCUGAACGCUGCGAGCCUUCUCCUUUCUGUCGGCCUCGUGCAGGAGCUCCCCUAACCGCGCCGCCGCCGCUCGUAACCAGCCGCGAAACUCCACUGCUCGCGACGUCGAUCCUCGAAGUCCUUUCUCCGUUCUCCUUUCUCUCCUGAUCGUGCUCGCGGUCUCCUGGUGGAGAGUCGACUACCGACGUCACACUCAAGACUCUCCUUUUUUUUUUGUCUGGUUGCGUUCUUCGCUUGCUGUCUGCUUGCGGUCGCCACAAUCCCAAUUCAAGUAACUCAGUCGGGGACUUUCCCUUCUUCCCCAUCUGCCCUUUUGUCAGGGCACUGACUUCCAGCAGCAUUAUCUGGUUGCACCUCACCGGAGACGGAGCUUCAGGGAGCUGGCAUAACAUUGCAGCUAGCUAUAUCGCAGACCAUCUGUUGACAGUAGCUCUCAAAGAAAAUUCAACAGAUAAUACCUCAAAGAAGCAAGAUGCUGAAAACAGUUGCCCAAAAGAAAGGUUUCAAGAGGCAAAAGGUCCCAGAGAAGUGUAACAUUGAGAAGAAGUUGAGAACAUCCGAUCCCCUAUAUUCAACAAACAAUGAGCCUAAUUUGGGUGCUGCUGAAGGAAAUGAUGCAUGUGAUGCUACUCUUGUCAAUCACAAUUGUACAAAUGAAUAUAAAUAUGAGGGUCGAACAUGUGAUCUUCAAGAUUCUCAAAUUCUGGAAAGGGAGCCAGCGAUUGAUGAUGAACCAACCAGCACAAGCUCUUUUCAACGUCAUGUGGGCCUUAAUCUUACUAGUGAAGAGGUUGAACAAUUACAGCAAAAGCAAUGGAAAUUUAAGUGGGAGAUUCCUGUUAGAGACAAGCCAAUGACUAAAUGUGUUGGAACUGGGGACCCUAUUUUACCGGAGGCAGCCAAUGAUCUAGUUAAAGGGCUUAAUCAGAAGCUGCAUAACCAUUGGAUGAGCAUCUGUAAAACUUCUGGGCCAAAUAUCUUUAGUUCACCUAUGCAGGGAUUUUUCUUCUCCUUGUGCAAUACAUAUCGAGAUAUACUGCACUGCAACAAGCAGCCAUUUUACUUAAAAGGCAAUGAAGAGGAUUCAAGUAUCAUGGAUGCAUAUAUAAUGCAUGCCCUGAAUCAUAUUUAUCAGACUAGAGAUGUCAUCAUUAAAAAUGAUGCACAGCUAGCGAAGCAUGAGGAAGAGAAAAUGAAAGAGAUCCUUUGUGGUGACACUUACUUGGAUCAAGGUUUUACUCGUCCUAAGGUUUUGCUCUUAUUGCCACUUGGGAGCAUUGCACUGCGUGUUGUGAAGAGGAUAAUUGAACUUACUCCAAUAUCAAACCAAGCUAAUGCAGAGCACGUCGACCGUUUCACCGAAGAGUUUGGAGCCGGCGAUGAAGAAGAAGAUGAAGAGGAAGAGGCAAGUUUGAAAUCAAAGAGGACUGCAAAACCUGAAGAUUUCAAAGCUUUGUUUGGAGGAAACAAUAACGACCACUUUUUGCUAGGCAUAAAAUUUACGAAGCGAAGCAUUAAACUUUACAGUGAUUUUUAUUCUUCAGAUAUUAUUGUUGCAUCUCCGUUGGGGCUCAUUACUAAAAUUGGGGAAGCAGAGGCUGAAAAAGAAAAAGAUGUUGAUUAUUUGUCCUCAAUUGAGGUAUUGAUCGUUGAUCAUGCAGAUGUGAUAUUAAUGCAGAACUGGUCCCAUUUGAACACUGUAGUUGAACAGUUGAACUGCACACCAUCUAAGCAACAUGGAACUGAUAUCAUGCGGAUCAGACCUUGGUAUCUGGAUGGAAGUGCUCGCUUUUAUCGACAAACAAUACUCUUGUCUUCUUUUCUUAAUCCAGAUAUGAACGCUUUAUUUAGUCGACUUUGUCUAAAUUAUGAGGGGAAGGUUAAGUUAAUCAGUGAGUACGAAGGUGUUCUUCCUAAGAUAUUGCUUCCAGUACGGCAGGUUUAUGAACGUUUUGAUGCUAAGUCACUUGUCGAUGCUGAUGAUGCACGCUUGGAAUAUUUCUGCAAGAAGGUCUUCCCUAAGUUGAAGGAUUCAAUUGAGGGUGGAACAAUGUUAUUUAUCAAUUCCUAUUUUGAAUUUGUGCGGAUACGCAAUUUCUUAAAAGCUCAAAAUGCUUCAUUCUGUUUGCUCGGAGAGUAUACGAAGAUAAGUGAUAUAUCCCGUGCACGGCUUUGGUUUUUUGAAGGCAAGAGAAAGAUUAUGCUUUAUACUGAAAGAGCACAUUUUUACAAUCGAUUCAAGAUUCGUGGUGUGCAAAAUAUGAUCAUCUACUCUUUGCCGGAGAGAAAGGAGUUGUACCCUGAGCUUAUCAAUAUGCUAAAUGAUUCGAAAGAUAUGAUCUGCAACAUACUUUUCUCCCGUUUUGAUAAACUCAAGUUGGAAAGGAUCGUUGGGACAGCAGCUGCAAAUAGACUGUUGUCAUCAGAUAAAAGUAUCUUCAUCUUUUGCUAAUCAUACUGACUUUUGGGAGAAUUAAGGAGGGCUGUUUGUUCAAUUGUUCAUUUCGAUAUUUAUUUACUUUUCUUUUCUUCCUUUUUUACAAGAGGAGAGGAAACACAAGAUCAUGAUUAUUUUUGUUCUGAUUUGUGCCAAGAGCUGUAUCAAUUUUGACCCUGUUGUAUGCCAAAGAUCGACUUUGAUUGUUGCAUCACAAUUCCUUUAUUAUUGAAAAAGAAUAUUAAAAA
Zingiber officinale is the source of this 2736-nucleotide messenger RNA. RefSeq names its product U3 small nucleolar RNA-associated protein 25 homolog. Lineage: Eukaryota; Viridiplantae; Streptophyta; Magnoliopsida; Zingiberales; Zingiberaceae. The coding region runs from base 524 to 2503 and encodes 659 amino acids. Gene Ontology annotation, cellular component: small-subunit processome; nucleolus. The record is from RefSeq and is a predicted model, not a curated record. The transcript is spliced from 24 exons. Gene Ontology annotation, biological process: maturation of SSU-rRNA from tricistronic rRNA transcript (SSU-rRNA, 5.8S rRNA, LSU-rRNA). Gene Ontology annotation, molecular function: U3 snoRNA binding; rRNA binding.